AUGCUUCUAUCAGACUUCAUAGAUGCCGUGAAGGACAACCCUUACUUUGGAGCUGGCUUUGGGCUGGUGGAGGUGGUCUCAGCCAUUGCUGUGGACAGGAAAUCAGCCCAAUUUGAGAUGAUCUUCUUCCGGAGGAACUACAUGAUCACCCUGGAGGUGCCCAGCCGGGACGAGCUACCACUGGCUGCUGAGCUGGGUCACCAAGCACGCUAAUCACACACAGCACCUGAGUGUGGAGACCUUCUACAUGGAGCAUGAGAGGGACGGGUCCACACGCAGUUUGACUUUCACCCCAAUCCUGGGAACCACAUCAUCUGGUGAGACCUGAAACGACUCAAUAUCAAUGUCUGUACUCUGAGUAUUCUGUUGGAGUUACCUUAGUGGGCUCUCAUAGUUCAUCUCUGUUGUUCUCUGAGCUGAUGUGAGGAAAUGAUGCUGAACCUAACCUGGUAGGCACUUUUGUUUCAGAUUGAGUUGGUAAACUGUGUGCUCACUGCUGACUGCCAUCGGUGUUUGAGUGUAGGUAUGGGAGGAAGUGGAUCAGAGUGGAGAGGACCAGAGAGAAACAGAUGGUGGAUCUUCACACAGGCACUCCCUGGGAGUCAGUCACCUUUACCGCCAUGGGGAGAAAUAGACACGUCUUAUUCAACAUCCUGCAAGAAGGUACACUAGAAUCUAGACUAGUAGACACAGUGACAGUGGCCCAGGAAAAUGUGCACACAACUUGAUAUGUGAUUGGCUGCUGCAAAUGAGGGAGAUGAUUAGCUGUCUUGUCUGUUUGGGUGUGAUGUAGCCAGGGAGUUGGCCCUGAAGCAGGAGGAGGGUCGGACGGUGAUGUACACGGCCCUGGGCUCCGAGUGGAGGCCUUUUGGGUUCCUGCGGCGACGGCAGCCCAUCAGCUCGGUUGUCCUGGAGCAGGGCUUGGCCGAUAGGAUCGUAGACGACGUGAAGGAGUUAAUCGGAAACCCUAAGUGGUACACAGACCGAGGUAAUUCCAAUUCAGUAAUUAAUGAUGAAUUAAUGGCUGUUUUGAAAUGGAAUUGACCCCAUCCCUGUUCCCCAUAUAAGCAAAUGAGUGUGGUCUUGUGUCAGUGUUAAUGUGGUUGUGUUUUAUGUUCUGCAUCCAGGGAUCCCUACAGGAGAGGUUAUCUGCUGUAUGGACCUCCAGGCUGUGGGAAAAGCAGCUUAUUGUGAGUAAACUGGGAAUAUGGCAGCCUCAACCUUUCUUUGGAGCUUUUUGUUAGUGGUGUUUACAUAAUCCCUUGAAGACAUUCCGUUUAAAGGGGUAGUUCACUCAAAAUAUUGAAGUUAAUAGGAUAGAUCACUCAAAACACAGAAUUACAUGAUUUUCCAGUACAUUUGGGUUAUUUUGCUGCUAAAUGAGAUAACGCUUGAGAGACAGAAGUGGAUGGAGAGAUAUAUAGACAGUACACAGUGUGACCUGCGUGCCUGCCUGCAUGUAUUUCAGUAUGGCCCUGGCCGGAGAGCUGGGCUACCACAUCUGCCUGAUGACCUUGAGCGACCGCAGCCUGUCUGACGACCGCCUCAAACAUCUGCGUGGCAUGGAGGACGUGGACGCCGCCUUCGUCAGCCGAGAGCUGCUGCCCACAAAGAGUACGUAUAUUGCACCUGCUUGUCCUGCUAUAUAUUGUAUACUGUACUGUAUAUAUCUUUGUUAAGAUUAUUUUGUUUAAUUUCUACUCCCAUCUUAAAAGAAGAGGUAUAGAGGUUUGUGUGCAAACAUAUGGUGGGUAGUAUUCAUGAAUUACUGGAAUUCACAGUUUCAAUUGCUGUUAAUCUAUGGCAAUCGCAAAGCCUCUGAUCCUGCAAAGACACUGUAAUCUGGCAUUUGCUCUACUUACUACAGGGAAGGUUAGAUCCAAGACCCUUCCUGCAGGUAGGUUGUGCUUUAGGACUGACUCAUUAUUGCAUUUCUCUGUCCCACAGGCCCUCUGGCCUACCAGGGCAUGGGCAGGCUGACCUUCAGUGGCCUCCUCAACGUUUCGGAUUGAGUGGCCUCGUCGGAGGCCAAAAUCAACUUAAUGACCGCCAACUUCAUAGACAGGUAUGGGCCACUUUGAGAUGUAACAGUACCUACAGUAUUUAGCUAAAUGUAUUGUUUGUAUUGGGAUCAAAUCCUCUGUGUAUCCUGACUACCAUCUCCCUUCCUCCCUGUAGGUUGGACCUAGCUCUGAUCAGGCCGGUUCGUGUGGACUUGAAGCAGUACGUGGGCCACUGCACACACUGGCAGCUCACCCAGAUGUUCCGACACCACAGAGGGGGAUCGAUUUGGCCGCACAGCCCGACAUCAGUGCCGCCCAGGUGCAGGGACACUUCAUGCUGUUCAAAAUGGACCCAACAGGCUCCAUAGACAAUGUGGCCAAGAUGAAGCAGUGA
Molecule: messenger RNA, 2397 nt
Organism: Coregonus sp. 'balchen'
Lineage: Eukaryota; Metazoa; Chordata; Actinopteri; Salmoniformes; Salmonidae
Source: the annotation of a GenBank genome assembly